CUCGACUAGCGAUGGAAAUGGCUCUAAUCAGAAUAAACGAACGCUGGAGGGAAUGGUAUUUGACAGAAAAAGAAAAUUCAUGCGCGUGCGCGGAAUGUACGUAAAGUGUCAAGUUUAUUUUGAAAAUUCUGAUUUAAUUAUUUUAUAUUUUUUGGGAACUAUAUGUCUAAUAUUUGCUAUAAGACUGCUAUAUUACAAUUUAACUGAUCACUAUUCAUAAUCACAAACAUUUAUUGUAUUGGAGUUUUAUUUUUAAUUAUUAAAAUCAGGGGAUGCAUAUUCCUAACCUAUAUAGUUCAAAUUUUAACGGAAAAAUACAAACCAAGUUUCUGUAGUAGCAGGUAGUAGUAUUUAAUUUUAAUUUGGAAUUUGGAGAAAUAAACAUUUGAUUAGUAAAUAUGGAAACGUCAAAUAAUGGUAGUAUUGUAAGCCAACCUUCUACCUGUUUAAAAAUGAGAGAAAUCGUUGAAAUCAUAAACGAAUAUAAAAAGUCUAGAACAGAAAGUAGUGCUCUUCUAAUAAAUAAGUUUUUACAGGCGUAUAGUGUUACAAUAGAUGUGAGCGUUUUUGAGCCAGAUACCAAUCUUGGUGCUCAGUUUUAUGUUAGUUUAUAUGAAUUAUUAUUUACAAAUGUCGAUCCACAAUCGAAAAUGGCAUGGAACUGCGUGGAUGUACUUUGCAAUGCAUGUAGAAAUAGUUCUGCAAAACAAGCUCUUAUAGAUACUUAUCAGUUUGUACCUAUAUUAUCUCGAAUGUUAGGGGAUCAAUUGGAUAAUUUGAAUAAAAAGAAACUAUUGAUACUUUUACAGGAUUUGACUUGCGGAAUUAAGAUCACAUGGCAAGUUUCACAUUUACCACAUUUGUUUAAAACUCUGACUAAAUGGAUUGAAGAUAAAGAUCAGGAUAUAGUAUGCCUUUCUCUCAGUGUUAUAGUAAAUAUUUGUUUCAAAAAUAUAUGUGCUGUGUACACUCUGUCCAGAAUCGUUGAUAUUAAAAAAUUUUUGAGGUUUUGUCUAGCGUUGCAGGGCCCUCUUGUAGGAAUACACGUUUGUAAAUUAAUGAUAAUAUUGAACCAUUUAUAUGAUGACAUUCCAAGGAAGUCUUUACUAAAUCUAGUGACUCCUACUUUUGACUCUAUACACGAAUCAUUGACAAAAAAUGAUCCCGUAAUGCUCAGGUCAACAGUUGAUUUUUUUUCAGACAUGAUUAAAAAUGAAAAUAUAGGAAUCUUCAAGGAAUAUAGUCAUUAUAUUGAAAAUGUAAAUGAUUUAAUUCAGUUAAUUAAUUCAAGAAAAACAUUAGAUCCAGAUGCCACUCCUCUUCCUCCCUAUGAUUUGGAAUGUAUGACACAUAUUUUAAAAUUCAUAUAUACCUUAGAAUUAUAUAAAUUGGCAGAUUUAUCUCCGAUGUACCAAAAGAUUUUAAAAUUCACUUUAGAGUGGAUAGCACCAGAGAAAACUUCUUAUCAAGCCAAUAUUUUACUUACCACAAUAACUCAAAAUUUGUCAGAAACUGAUGAUAAUAAAAAACUUUUAAAUCUAUUGGCAUCUAAGUUACCAACGUUCUUGAGCAUUCUUGAAAGUGCCUCUACUCCAGUUAACAUGGACGAUUGCAAAAGAUUAGCAUCUUUGUUACAACUAUUGAGGAUGAUGCUUAAAUCGAGUUCCAUAUCCGAAAGCGUCUUAAAUGCGCUGAAGCAAGAACUGCUGAUGAGUAUAUUUUCGCCUGUUCUUUAUGAAGACUUAAAUACUGUGAAUUUUCCGAGGCUGAAAGUAAAUGAAGACAAUACUACAACUACGUCCUAUGUGGAUGCUUACAUUUAUGCUGUGGGUUUAGUUUAUGAAGUUGCUCAAUACGAUGCACGGUGGUUAGAAAUGCUCAGUGUUUUGAUGGACAGCAAGAACAUACAAACAUUAUUGGCGUUGGCACUCUCAGGAAGUAACUGUAAGGUGAAGCAACUGGUGUUAGAAUUGUCUAAAAACUCGAGGUUUCCUAUUGAAAAGGUGGCUGCUUCAAUGGAGGUACAACAAAAUAUGUUUAUCAGUAAUACGAAUCAUAUCUGUAACCAAUCUAAUGCUCAGACUUCGUUUAAUCCUCCAAUCUAUCCAGUUUUGGGUUAUAGCCAAAUCGAGAUGUUUGAUGACGUCCUCAAGAGUUUAAAGAGAUCAGUUCAAGAGCAGAAUAUUACCAACGAAUCUUUUGGUCAGGUAAUGGAGUUAUAUGAAUACAAAAUGGCAUCCAUGUCGCACGCAGAACUAUCCGCAGCAAAUGCUCUGAAAGCCUCAAAUGAUAGGUGUAUCAACUUGGAACAUCGUCUGGCUCAGUUAUCAGCCGAACACAAUAAAUUCGGGCAAGUUAUACAACAUUACGAGAAGAAGCUGGAGAAGGGCGAAAAGGCCAUGACCAAUUUAAAAACUUACUUUAUGGACGAUAGUAAAAAGUAUGAAACGGAAAUAGCCAAAAGGGAUAAAUUAAUAUCCGAAAUUGAAAAAAGACUGGAGGACUAUAAGACUGAACUCUCACAAAUCACUGAUCAAAAACAUAGUUUAGAGGAGCAGCUGACAAAAUGUGAAAACCUUAUUAAAAAAUUGGAAGAAACCGGAAACAAAGUGGAAAAAAAAUUGGAAACGAGAGAGCAACAAUUGAAAAACGCCAAUUUGCAUAUUGAUGGAUUAAAUGUGCAAAUAAAAGACUUGAGAAAAAUGUUGGACCAAAAAGAAUCCAAAUUGGCGGAAUUGACCAAAAAUUAUCUAGCUACAAAGGAAAUAUUGGGAACGAUAACUAAGAUGGCGGCAUCGCAAAAUAACAUGGCGUGACCUGAUAGGAUAGUUUUAAACUUUUUUUUUUAUAAAAUUGACUCUCUAUAAUUAUUAGGAAAGGGGCCGUUCAAGUAUUACGUAAGCAAACUUUCAAUGAUCUUUAGGUCCAAAAAUAAGAAAAUCGUAAACCCCCUCACCUAUAUGAUAAGAUGUAAGAUUGUAUAUGUGCGCUUACGUAAUACUUGUACGCUCCGCACAUAUAAAACUGUGAUGUAUUUUUAUAAGCAUGUAAUUUUAACAGUAUUUUUUUUAUAUUGAUUCGAAUAUUUUGCUUUCGUUGCCGGCGACAUCAAAACUUUACCAAACGUCCAUGACUUUAUAGUUUCCUUCUCAUUAAUCAAGACAUUAGA
Molecule: messenger RNA, 3169 nt
Organism: Psylliodes chrysocephalus
Lineage: Eukaryota; Metazoa; Arthropoda; Insecta; Coleoptera; Chrysomelidae
Source: the annotation of a GenBank genome assembly